GCGCCGAACGAAACGACGGCGAAUCAGUUUCAGUUGUCAGUUCGCAUCCAACUAGAAAGCAGUUAACGAGUGUAGUCCGUGUUUUUUCGUUUGCGGUUAAAAGCCACGAGCUUAAGCAAAAUCCGCCGACCAAUAGUAACAACAACAACCCCAAUUUAUGUGUGUGUGUGAGCAAGAAAUUAUGCGAGCAGAAAUCUAAAAAAUAUAUAUUCAUUGUUUAAAAAUCAAGAAACCAGCACAAGUUUUGCUCAAAACAACAACACAAAUAUAUACUAGCUAAAAACAAAACAGCCCAUAAAAAAGUGCAAAAUAAAUAGGAAAAUAAGUUAAACAGUGCCAGUUAACAGCAACAACGACAAACAAGAAACAGCGAUCAACAAAAUCCACCGGCAGAAUAAACCACAUUGAAUAAUCGCAGUCAACAAGGAGUAACGAUUUAGAAAGCAAUUUUUCGUUGCAAAUUCUUGGCGGAUUACGAUUGAUCGCCAGGUCUUACAAUAAGCUUCGAUACUUUCUGGGCUGGCGAGGAGAACUUGAAAAGGCGCAAAGCUGCAAUUGCACAACGACCUAUUUUACCCCAUGAUGGACGGCUUUGCGCAGGACUGGCCCACGUUGACCCACACAGAGAACGGUCUGGCCAUGGACCAACUGGGGGUCGAGCUGCCCCUGGACGUGGGCUUUGAGCCACAGACCCGAGCCCGAUCCAACACAUGGCCCUGUCCGCGACCCGAAAACUUCGUGGAGCCCACCGACGAGUUGGACAGUACAAAGGCCAGUAAUCAGCAGUUGGCCCCAGGAGACUCACAGCAGGCUAUACAGAAUGCGAAUGCAGCCAAGAAAAACUCAUCGCGUCGCAAUGCAUGGGGAAAUCUAUCCUAUGCGGAUCUCAUCACGCAUGCCAUUGGAUCGGCCACCGACAAACGACUGACUCUGAGCCAGAUUUACGAGUGGAUGGUCCAGAAUGUGCCAUACUUCAAGGACAAGGGCGAUUCGAAUAGCAGUGCCGGCUGGAAGAACUCCAUACGUCACAAUCUGUCGCUGCACAACCGCUUCAUGAGGGUGCAGAACGAGGGCACCGGCAAGUCCUCCUGGUGGAUGCUGAAUCCGGAGGCCAAGCCCGGCAAGUCGGUCCGUCGCCGUGCCGCCUCCAUGGAGACGUCGCGCUACGAGAAACGCCGCGGACGGGCCAAGAAGCGGGUGGAGGCACUGCGGCAGGCGGGCGUGGUGGGCCUCAACGAUGCCACGCCCUCGCCCAGCAGCAGCGUCAGCGAGGGGCUGGACCAUUUCCCAGAGAGUCCGCUCCACAGUGGCGGUGGCUUCCAGUUGUCGCCCGACUUCCGUCAGCGCGCCUCAUCCAAUGCCAGUUCCUGCGGACGCCUGAGUCCCAUUAGGGCGCAGGAUCUGGAGCCCGAUUGGGGAUUCGCCGUCGACUACCAGAACACGACGAUGACGCAGGCCCACGCCCAGGCCCUCGAGGAGCUGACGGGCUCGAUUGCGGACGAGCUGACACUGUGCACCCAGCAGCAGCAAGGGUUCAGUGCCGCCUCGGGAAUCCCCUCGCAGCCCCCGCCACCGCCCUACCAGCCGCCGCAGCAUCAGCAGGCGCAGCAGCAGCAGCAAUCGCCCUACGCCCUCAACGGCCCCGCCCCCGGCUACAACACGCUGCAGCCGCAGUCGCAGUGCCUGCUGCACCGAUCGCUCAACUGCAGCUGCCUGCACAACGCAAGAGAUGGCCUCUCGCCGAAUUCAGUAACCACAACAAUGUCGCCCGCCUAUCCAAACAGCGAGCCUUCCUCGGAUUCCCUAAAUACGUACAGCAACGUGGUGCUCGAUGGUCCGACGGACACUGGCGUAUUGUUGGUGCAGCAGCAACAGCAACAGCAACAGCAGCAGCAGCAACAACAGCAACUGUCCGCGAACUUGGAAGAUAAUAACUGCGCCUCUACUUUGAUAGGACAAUGCCUGGAGGUGCUUAACAAUGAGGCGCAACCGAUAGACGAAUUUAAUCUAGAGAACUUUCCAGUGGGGAAUCUGGAGUGCAAUGUCGAGGAGCUGCUGCAGCAGGAGAUGAGCUAUGGCGGUCUGCUGGACAUCAACAUCCCGUUGGCCACGGUAAACACAAACUUGGUCAACAGCAGCAGUGCGCCCCUGAACAUCAGCAACCUCAGCAACAUAAGCAGCAAUUCCGGCAGCAGUCUCAGUCUAAAUCAGCUGCAUGUCCAACUGCAACAGCAACAGCAGCAGCAGCAGCAGCAACAACAGCAGCAACUGCAGCAGCAACAUCAGCAGCAUCAGCAACAGUUGCUGCUGAAUAAUAACAAUAACAGCAGCAGCAGCCUGGAAUUGGCAACACAAACGGCUAGCACAAAUCUUAACGCCCGGGUGCAGUACUCGCAGCCCAGUGUGGUGACCUCACCACCCUCCUGGGUGCACUAGAAAGUGUUCGUGGAUGAUCCCAGGAUGAUCUUUAGUCGGUAGUCGUCGUUGUGUGUGCGUGUGUGUGUUGUUUGUGUCGCCAAUGGAACGCUUUAAACGCUAAUUCUAAGGACAAUAGUGUAAAGAGUUGUAAGCAGCCGCAGAUGGAUGGGAAACUGGAAAGGGAAACGGAAUCGGUGUAGUAAUCGGUUACGCAGCAGCUGCAGGAUCAGUGAGCAGUAAGCAGGAGCCGCAGCUGGACCGCCACUAAAAAGUUUACAAAGAUAAAUCUGGUCGCUUCUUAUCUAACAUACAUACACUACAUAUACAUAGUUAUAUAAUUAAAAAUAUAUAGUUAUGCAUUACACAUAGAAACGAAGCAUACAAAUAAUACCAAUUAAUCACCAAUAAUUAGAUGCUACAAUUAGUAAAAUUCUCUGUGGCAAAAACAACUUUGUCCACUUUAAAAGGGAAAUUUGAAUUGAAUUGAAAACACGGUUUAGUUAUUAAGUUCAACUUUGUAAAUAUUAAUUUUAAUAACCUUGACGUAAUGAGACCCACAAAUAAUAAACAACAAACAAGCGUUAAACGUAAACUAAACUUUCGAUAAUUGAAUGGAAAAAUAUUCGUUAACCAGCUAUCAAAGAAAAAACCGAGAAAAUGGCAACAGAAGCCGAAAACAAAAGAAAUUAGCACAAUUAUGUAAUAAUUUAUGCUUAAUUAAUGUAUUUAAUUGAAAAUCUAAUUGUAACUGUAUAUUUUUUCUAUGAAGAGCAAAGAAAACCCUUAAAGAAGAAUAAAACUUGUAUAAAAAUAAUAAAUAAGAUUCGCAAUGAUAUACGUAAUAAAUUCUCCGAUUAGUUAGCACACAUCAAAUUAGCUCGGCUUAAAAAAAACCUUUGUUACAUAGCUAUGCCAACACCCAUUUGUAGAUCGUUUAAAUAAAUUGAAUGUAAUACAUGAACUUUCAAAUAAAUGUAAAUGUAAAUGUUGAUAGGCGAAAUAGAAAUACAAAAUUAUAAUAGAAUAUCCACAAAACUCAAACCCAAGCAGAACUAGAAGCAUAAAAAUAAGCAAAUACAUGCGCAUCAUUGUGUACUAUUAUGGGCUAAAUGUUAAUUAUUAACUAGAUUGUACAAUUCAAAUGUAGUUCAUACUAUUUAAAAUGCAAAAACGGAAGGAAGAUGAAUAAACUGAUGAUACAAUAUAAGAAACAA
Messenger RNA from Drosophila gunungcola (fruit fly), 3632 nucleotides. It is a transcript of the gene foxo, whose product is annotated as forkhead box protein O. The transcript is spliced from 11 exons. Bases 580 to 2436 code for a protein of 618 amino acids. Gene Ontology annotation, biological process: regulation of transcription by RNA polymerase II. The record is from RefSeq and is a predicted model, not a curated record. Gene Ontology annotation, cellular component: nucleus. Gene Ontology annotation, molecular function: RNA polymerase II cis-regulatory region sequence-specific DNA binding; DNA-binding transcription factor activity, RNA polymerase II-specific. Lineage: Eukaryota; Metazoa; Arthropoda; Insecta; Diptera; Drosophilidae.